Messenger RNA from Brassica oleracea var. oleracea, 1613 nucleotides. RefSeq names its product probable protein phosphatase 2C 35. Gene Ontology annotation, cellular component: nucleus; cytosol. The transcript is spliced from 2 exons. The record is from RefSeq and is a predicted model, not a curated record. Lineage: Eukaryota; Viridiplantae; Streptophyta; Magnoliopsida; Brassicales; Brassicaceae. The coding region runs from base 397 to 1461 and encodes 354 amino acids. Gene Ontology annotation, biological process: protein dephosphorylation. Gene Ontology annotation, molecular function: protein serine/threonine phosphatase activity; cation binding.
UGCAGAGAAGGCCAAACCCACGCGUGGAAACGUCCAAAAACUCAUCUCUUUCUCUCCCUCUCUCGUUUUUUGAUUCUUUUCUUUGAAACGUCUUCUAGGGUUUCUCAAAUCUUGACUUCUCCAAAGAGAAACGUUGUGAGGCAAACACGAAUCAAACAAAGAAGAGUCGAAGACGAAGAAGAAUCCGAACAACCCAGAAAAGAAAGUUUCGAUCUUUUUUCCGUUUUGUCCGAAUCAUCGAGCAAACAAAAUAUUCCAUCUUUGGCUGUGAAUCCAACAUGACAUCCGCAAAGCUCAACGCUUUGCCUGAAUCUAACCAAUACCCAUCUCUUCCUUUCCCUCAAGAUCCCUCCUUUUAGCUCUGUUUCGUUCGCGUACUCUGUUUUUUUAUUCUAGAUGGGUUGCGUUCAAUGCAAAUGUUGUAGCCGAUACCCAUCCUCAUCAUCAGAAGCCGCCUCUUCUCGUGGGCACGGACCAACCUCCAAGCCCCAAAACGACGCCGUUCCGAAGCCUCUCUCAUCAACAACAAUCCAUGUUCCAUCUCCCAACUUCGAAUUGGUCUACUCUGUUCUCUCUCAGCGAGGCUACUAUCCUGACUCGCCCGAUAAAGAGAAUCAAGACACUUACUGCAUCAAAACCGAGCUCCAAGGCAACCCCAACGUUCACCUCUUCGGCGUCUUCGACGGCCACGGCGUGUUCGGGACUCAAUGCUCUAACUUCGUCAAGGACAGAGUCGUUGAACUCUUGUCUGAAGACGCUGCUCUGCUUCAAGAUCCAGAGAAGGCUUACAAGUCUGCUUUUUCAAGAGUUAACCAAGAGUUGCACGAGAGCGAGAUCGAUGAUUCGAUGAGUGGGACCACUGCUAUUACAGUUCUUGUCGUUGGGGACAAGAUCUAUGUAGCUAAUGUCGGGGAUUCAAGAGCUGUGUUGGCUGUUAAAGACGGGAGUCACAGGAACAGGAUCUUAGCUGAGGAUUUGUCUUAUGAUCAGACUCCUUUUAGGACAGAUGAGUGUGAGAGGGUGAAAGGGUGUGGAGCUAGAGUGCUGAGUGUUGAUCAGGUCGAAGGGCUGAAGGAUCCGAGCGUGCAGACGUGGGCUAGUGAAGAGAACGAAGGCGGUGACCCGCCUAGGCUUUGGGUGCAGAACGGGAUGUAUCCGGGGACGGCGUUUACUAGGAGCGUUGGAGAUAGUUUAGCUGAGGGGAUUGGUGUUACUGCGGAGCCUGAAGUGUCUAUGGUUAAGCUUUCGCCGAAUCAUUUGUUCUUUGUUGUUGCGAGUGAUGGGAUCUUUGAGUUUCUUCCGAGCCAAGCUGUUGUUGAUAUGGUGGGGAGGUAUGCUGAUCCGAGAGAUGGAUGUGCAGCGGCUGCGGCGGAGUCAUACAAACUGUGGUUGCAGCAUGAGAAUAGGACAGAUGAUAUCACAAUUAUCAUUGUACAGAUUAAAAACUUGUCUAAUGAAUGAUGAUGAUGAUGAUGAUGGCAUGAUUCAAACUCCUAUUUGCCCCCUUUGUUUCUUCUGUGUUUCUAUGUCAGAGAUUCAUCAUAUAUAGCAAAAGUAAAAGUGUGUGUUGAAAAGAGAUUCUUUUACUGAGUUACAAGAUGUGUUUAAUGCAA